This is a messenger RNA of Punica granatum (pomegranate), 1214 nucleotides long. The record is from RefSeq and is a predicted model, not a curated record. Lineage: Eukaryota; Viridiplantae; Streptophyta; Magnoliopsida; Myrtales; Lythraceae.
UGCAAGAACACACAGUCACGCUCCACCGUCCCCUUCCUACCAAAUCUGAUUCUGCUCCAGUCCACUAAUUAAGAAGGUGUUCGGUCAGAGAAACUAAUCGUGAAAUUAACGACAUCAUUCAAUGGGUCGGGGAAGAUUGGCGCUCGAGCUAAUCGGGAAGGAGAAGUCGAGGAGGGUAACAUUCGAGAAGAGGAAGACCGGGCUGCUGAAGAAGGCCAAGGAAUUCUCGAUUCUGUGCGGAGUGGACACGUGCGUGAUAAUCUACGGCACUCCGGCGAUCAGCGACUGCCCUCAUGUGCCGGAAAUCUGGCCCCCAAAUCCCGACGAGGUUGCCCGGAUCAUCAAUCGCUACAAGAACGAGGUGGGCACUGGCCGCCGCAGUACGAAGAUCAGGGGCGCCGUCGUGGGUCUCGAUGAGUACUUUCUGGACCGGCAGAGGAAGCUUGGCACAGAGCUCGCGAAAGCCCGCAGGUCGACCUGCGACGAUCUGAUCGCCCACUUGUCGGAGGAAGAGGAGGUGAUAUCGCUCAAAACCCUUCUAGGGCACAGGCUAGAGAGUGCAAAGAAGAGGCUCGAGGCCAUGAAAUCAGAGAAGGAAUUAGCGGCCCUGCUGCUGCCGCAGGAUCAGACGAACAACAUCGCCCCAAACCCAUUAAUGGUGGGAUCAUCACAGCUCGGCGAGUCUGAUCGCCGUGGAUUAAUAUUCCACCAGCCGAUGCCGACCCGCUCUUUCUAUGUACCGGGCGCCGCAACCGGACUAUACUGCAGGCACGACUCGAAGCCCAGCAAUGAUCAAAUGCUGCCGCCCACUCUGUUCCAGUAUGCAGCUAAUGAUAAUCCUUAUCGGUAUGUUGUUCAGAAUCAGAUGCAUGCUAAUAAUGCUAGUCUUCCGCCUCCACCAUUCAACCAAUUCCACGCUGCACAUCAACCCCAAGUGACAGUCUACGGUACAUAUUUCCAUUAAUGGUUAGGGUUUCUAGCUAUAGAUAGAUCGAUUUAUAGGUUCAUCUGUUUACAUUCAAUUGUUGUGAUUAUUUGUUAGGGUUUUUAGCAUAGAUUUGGAGGUUCAUCCAUUUGCUCAAUUGUGAUUAAGCAGAUCAUUAUGUGAUGGAACUUUUAUUCUUGGGACUAAGCCCCCGGACAUCUAUUUUGCUUUUAUUUGACGAACAUGUGCAAUUGCAGCAUACAUAAUAAAAAUUACUAGUUAUAUUUCU